Echinococcus granulosus is the source of this 7827-nucleotide messenger RNA. RefSeq names its product NMDA receptor-regulated protein. Gene Ontology annotation, molecular function: protein binding; protein-N-terminal amino-acid acetyltransferase activity. The transcript has 33 exons. NCBI's taxonomy places the organism in Eukaryota, Metazoa, Platyhelminthes, Cestoda, Cyclophyllidea, Taeniidae. The record is from RefSeq and is a predicted model, not a curated record. Gene Ontology annotation, biological process: N-terminal peptidyl-methionine acetylation; double-strand break repair via homologous recombination. Gene Ontology annotation, cellular component: cytoplasm; NatA complex. Bases 1 to 7827 code for a protein of 2608 amino acids.
AUGCCAGUAGAAAGCGGUUAUGUCAUUAAUGGACCAAAUGGAGAUUCUGAGUCUACUCCUCCCCGACACGUUGAUCACAUUCCGAUUCUCUCCAGCCUUCCGUCUGAGCUAUGCUCAGCAGCCGAAGACGUAAAGGAGACUCGUUUGUCAGCGUACCUUGCAUAUCUUCAUAUGAGCGACAAAGAUCGCCUAAGCAUGAAUCUUGCAUCGAUUGUUAUUUACACUGCUGCAUUACGCUGGAUUGAGACGGCUGCGCAUUACAAUAUACCCUACAUGGAAAAGAAUUUUGGUGCAGCUUCUCUUCCUCCGAAGGAGUUAUCUCUUUUUAAAAGGAUAGUGAAGUACUAUGAUCAAAAGCAAUACAAAACUGGUCUCAAAUUUGCUAAUCAAAUACUCUCGAACCCAAAGUUUGCUGAACAUGGGGAAACGCUUUCCAUGAAGGGUAUUCUUCUUAAUUGCCUGGGGAAGAAGGAGGAAGCUAGGGACUUUGUUAAACGCGGUCUCAGAUCGAAUAUCCAAAGCUUUGUGUGCUGGCACAUUUAUGGUCUUAUUAUGAAGUCCGACCGGAAAUACGAUGAAGCUAUUCGCUGCUAUAUCCAGGCUCUCAAAUUAGAUAAGAACAACCUCCAAGUUCUUCGAGAUCUUUCUGUUUUGCAAAUGCAUACUCGUGAUCUUGAUGGGUGUUUGGAGACUCGGAAUAAACUUCUUACACAAAGGCCGAAUCAAAAGGCUUCCUGGGUUGGUUAUGCUAUUGUCCAACACUUGCGAGGAAAUCUAGAUACUGCAGCAACUGUUAUUCACGAAUUCCUCAAAGUUCAGACUGCAGUCGAGCCGUAUAACUAUGAGCAUAGCGAACUUCUAAUGUACUAUAUUUCCAUAUUAAAAGAAAGCUCGAAAUAUGAAGAAGCUCUUGAUUUCAUGGACCUACAUACCACGGAGAUCGUCGAUAAUGUGUCAUACCUGGAAACUUACGCUGAUCUUCUCCUGCAAUUGGGUAGAGUUGAUGACGCCGAAAAUAUUGUGUGGCAACUUCUCGAACGCAAUCCUGACUGCAACUCCUAUUAUGAGCUGUUUUAUAAAGUUUAUGAGGCUAGGUCCAAUUGUGCAAUGAAGUUGUCUGAGAAGCGCCAAGUGUUGGAAAAGUGCGUCGAAAAAUUUUCAUCUUCACGGCUCCCUAAGCUACUCUUUUUGGAAACGCUGGAUGGUGACGAGUUUGGUUUUCACGUUGACGUCUUUAUGCGCAAAAAUCUUCGCAAGGGUGUGCCGAAUCUUUUUGUUCAGCUGAAGCGCUUUUACAAUUCCAGUGAAAGGCGAAAUACCUUGGAAAAUCUCUACCUGACCUACCGUACCAACCUGGACGACCAUGAGACCUUGGGUCCUGUUUCAUGUGGGGAGUUGAAAUUGCCAUAUUCAGAUGAUGAAGCCAUUGAACCACCAUCCACCUCGCUUUGGCUCAACUAUCUUAUCGCCCAACAUUACAACUACAUGAGGCAGACAGAGAAAGCAUUGACUGUGGUCUCAAAGGAAAUCGAGAUUAACCCUACCAUCGUUGAUCUCUAUGUUCUGAAAGCCGAAAUCUACCGUGACGCUGGUGAUAUUAUAACAGCCAGUCGAUGGAUGGAUGAAGCCCAGUCUCUAGACACCGCGGACAGAUUUAUAAACGCUCAAUGUACAAAGUACAUGGUACAGGCUCAUAGAAUUGAGGAUGCUGAAGCGAUCGCUUCAAAGUUUACCAGAGGUAGCACUACAGCCGCCCAGUACUUGAUUGAGAUGCAGUGUAUGUGGUUUUUGAUUGAAAACGCUCGUUCUUACAAAGCUAUGCAAAAGUUCGGAGAAGCGUUGAAGUUUUGUCAUGAAAUCGACCGAGCGUAUACUGCCGUUCUCGAAGAUCAACUUGACUUCCACUCCUACUGCUUACGAAAAGGCACCCUGAGGUCGUAUGUUGAAACAAUUCGCCUAGAGGAUCGUCUUCGUGACCAUCCAGCGUAUUUUGAUGCUGCUUGUUUGGCGAUUGAGAUAUACUUGUACCUGCAUGUAAAUCCGCUUGGCAGUGAACAGGAUGAAGAAAACAAACAAAGUGCUAAUAUCUCAUCUUCAGAAAUGAAGAAGUUACGCAAUAAGCAGCGUCGGGCCGAGCGUCGUGCAGAAGCCAUCAAGGAGGAUGAAAAGAAGAAGGAGCAUCCAAAUCAACAGCGCAAUAAAGAUAGGAACGAGGAUCCUGAAAAUCGGCCACCGGAAGUGGAGCAGCUUUCACCGCAAAAAUUGGCUCGGCCCGAGAAUGCUCUAAACGAGGCUGCUCGCUUUCUGCAGCCACUAAUUGACCUUUCGGGCAAUCGGAUCGAGACUCACUGUCUCGCUUACGAGGUCUUUGAGCGAAAAGGCAAGCAUCUUUUGAUGCUUCGUGCCAUCCGUCGCGGGAUCGAAUUGCCCAGGGCGAGAGAUCAUCCGUGGUUCAAUGAAUGCCUAUGUCGAUUCUUAAUGCGCAUGUCGGAACUGAAACCAAAACCUGGGAAUCUCGUGCACGAGGUUCUAUUGCAGGAAAUGCACGCCGUGUUUGAGAACAAUGAACUACCUCGAGCUGCUGAAACAAAUGACAACUUCAUUAAGAGAAAUUCUAAGUCUUUCUUGCACGUUUUCAGAGGUACGCUUACUAAGGCGAUAAUUGACCCGAGUUCUUCAAACGAAUCGCUAAAGCAAUUGCCUUCACCCACCAACAGGGGAUUUGGCGCUGUCUCCUGGCAGGUAUUAUUUGAGGCUUUGGGACUUUUAAAAACCUAUUUGAACCUCAAACUAGCCCCGAUCACAAAUGAAAUGAUUGAUGAUUUUCGUGGCAAGUGCUCAACACUCUACCCACUUGCAACUGUCUUCUUUACUGAGACGGCUUUGGAAAGCCACCUCAACGCGGCAAUUUGUAAAACUUCAGCUGCGACUUCUAAUGAGGCUUUUCUUAAACGGUCUCCUCCGGAUCAGGGUAACAACGAAGUUAAUGCGGUUGUCGAAAAGCUUGAUGCUCUCUCCUGCUAUGAAAGCACUGGUGUAAACGGCGAUGCCGAGAAUAAGCUGAACGGCCACAUAGUUGCAAACAAAAAGGCGGCAAGACAGAAGCGGAAGAAGGCUGGUAACAUUGACAGUGCCAAGUCGAGCGCAGCGGUGGCUUUCAAUGACAAUUUUGACGGCAUUAAUCUCACGCAGAUGCUUGAAAAUACUGCAGUGGAUGCUACUUCGGAUGAAGAGCAAUGCGAUCCAUUGUCAAAAAAUAGUUUGCAUGAGGAUGCAUGUUCUAACCUCAGCCGUGGAUUUAAAACUGCAUCUGGAGGUGUUUUGAGUGCACCCUCCCGUGAAUCCUUAAUGCGAGCGAGGGAGCUCUUUAAAGAAUGCAUGAAUCAGCUUGAUGAAUCCGGUUCUAAUCGAGUGUUACAUGAAGAUGACCCAUCAUGUGAUAACAACGGCUCUCCUUUCCAUGUACUCAAACAGGGUGAUCCAAUUCCGAAGACGGACUUAUGCGAGGAUACGUCCUCUGAUUUCGGUUGUGAUUUCAAAACUGCAGCGGGGGCCUCUCUAAAGGCACCUUCGAACGAAUCCUUAAGUCGGGCGAAGCGUUUGCUUGAAGGAUGUACGAAUCAAGCCGAGGACUCUAGUGCAGACCAUGACGAUUUAUUUAGCUUCCGCAAAUCCUGUCAUGGAUUUAAAACUGCUUCGGGAACUGCUUUGAAAAUGCCCUCCUGUGAGUCUUUGAGUCGGGCAAAGCGUAUCUUCGAGGAAUGUGUGGAGCAGACUAAGGACCUUGGGACUUGCUCAGACUUUGAUAAAACACCCAAACAGAGAACACUGUGGAGUCAUUCCAAAUCCUAUGUUUCUUCACUGUGUCGCCACGAUAUUAUUGAUUACGAUCGUCCUCUUAGGACCCAUCCCAAAACAGUGAAGUCUGGUGAGCUUCUAUUUGAGAACUAUAUGAAGUAUACUGUAGAUGGCAUCAAAUUUAACCAACCGUUAUUUGCUGAUAACGUGAAAAAAUCUAGCAAACACGGACAUCAGAGAGAAAAUGAUAGCUGUGGCGAGUCUUUGUCCUUUGGUGACUUCGCGACUAGCGAUGUCUCAAAGUCCAAUUUCUCCAUCAAUUCUCUUAAUCCAAACGAGGCUACUCUGAAUGAUUGCCAAGUAGCACAUAGUUUGCAUAGCAAAACUGCAAAUGAUAGCCCGUCUAGGGUUGGCUUCGUGACUGAUCUUGGCAAGUUAUUAAUUCUAACUUCCGAUGAGUCGAUGAAACGGGCUAAGCAUCUAUUGGAGGACUGUUCUAAAGAUUAUGAUGGGAAUAAACUUACCGACAAUGGCACACAGAGUGAUGUCCUCACACACCGCGGUGGCAAAUCUCCUUAUGUUGGGCUUUCGAAGGACUUCUCUGAAAAAACAAAUAAAAGCGACGAAUGCAUUGUGAACAAGAAUGAGGUUGAAAUUGAUAGGGCGAACGGUGGAUCGUCAGUCGCGUCAGAUACGUCUUUCCUUGUCAGUAAUCAUGAAAACACGUCAGGUGGAUUUGCUUCUGCUGUGGGAAGACUCCUCACUCCCCUAUCCGAUGUGACUCCACGGCAAGCCACAACUACUUUUAGUAAAUGUGCCCUCAAUCUCGAAAGUGAACUGAACCUUACGAAUACUGAGUUGCAAUCACUUAGAGGCGAUGUAUCACCAAUGUUUGUACCAGCGACCACUGGAGUGGACGGCGAAAUGUCCCCCACACUGGAUUUUGAUGGAUCCUUUGAAAUAUCUUCUCAAAUGAUGAACGUCAUUGAGGGUACUUCACCUCAAUUUUCAGACAAUGUGGAAUCAUCAGAAGUUGAGAGACAACGUGUUGAAGCGCGUAUGGUACAGGAGGCUGAAGCAGAUCGCUACUUUAAACCAUCAGUUAAGUCACAUCUUAAUUCCUCCUGUCAUAAGCCUCGUACAGGUGGUUCUUUAUCAAUUUAUUCCGCAACUCAUAAAAUUGUUCAAGAGCCUGCGAUGCCCGGAACCUUAUGGCGAUUAAGAAGAUGUACCGGGUGUUCCGUUAACGAAGAUCUUUCCAUUCGUACUUCCUAUUCACCCGAAAAAGACUUACACUUUGCUGGCGACUUUCUCCGAUUGGAUGGGACUUCUUCACUUUCUGUCAACUCAGCUUUGAAUUUGAAAUUCAAAUUAGAUUCGAAUAUCGUAAAUAUUAGUUAUCGUCUUGGGGAUAAUGUUGAGGUCAUUCCAGAUUCGUUUGGCUACGCUGGUUGUGCUGAAGUUGUUAGGAAUCUUGUGGACAAUGUCUUCCCCCAUCUCUCCCUCCCCGACCCCACCAUUCAGCGGACAGACGGACGUCUUCUUUUGCACACUUUACUUCUUGAGCUAAAGUACAGAUAUGACCGAGAGUUAGAAGCUGUGGAGCGACCUCCCGUUCGUAAAAUUAUUGAGCGCGACGACACCCCGGCAAAGAGGAUUGUGCUCUGUGUCAGUCAUUUAGAAAAAUUGCCCAAUCACCGGUAUCGAGGUCGUUUGACUGAUGGGUGGUACCACAUAGACUGGAUCCCUGAUUGUAUGCUUACGCGCGUUAUUGAACGUGGCCGAAUCAGAGUUGGUACAAAAUUGGUUACUGCUGGUGCUGAGCUGAUACAAACGCCUUCCGGUUUUGAUGGCAGUCUCAAUAGCAGUAGUGAUAGUUGCGACGACCGAAGCAAAGGUGAGGAUGCCCACCUCUUCGGUAACACCUCAAACGGACUGUCCCUACGACUUAAUGGCAACUCCACUAGACCAGCUUCACCCAACGCAAGAUUGGGCUUUGUGAGCCAUCCACCGAUUGCCCAUCUUCCACCAAUUCCUCUAUCUACCAUUUCUUCUGAGGGAGGACUUGUUUCUUGCAUUUGCGUUUUGAUUCAACGUCGAUUUCAACUUCAAUACAUGGAGACCUGCUCUUUACAUGUGGAUUCGAACGAAGGCGAGAGGACGCGACGCCACCAUGUGUUCCGUGAUCCCCGCUCCGAACAAGCAGCUGAACGACUACAUGCUGAGAAGUGUCAUUUGGCAUUUGAUCAAGCAGUCAAUGCAUUCAACUCAUCUAGGGGCAGCCGUGGUCGUCGGGUUCAACCACAAACGUCAUUUCUAGCCUCUCUCGGGCUAGAUGGAGAGGCGCUGUGGAAUGCGGUGAAGAACGCCCUCGAUCCCGAUCUCGCCGAGAGCGACCUAUCUGCUGCUCAACUAGACGCCAUGUUUCGCUACAAAGAAGCCGUUGUGCAAGAAAUCUUCGCUCAAUCUAGCUCCAAAAGAGAGGUCACACAGCUUUUACGGCUUCAGGUCGCCGGUAUUCAUCCUCUGGAUAUUGAAAAGCAGAUGGAAUUACCGCUUACAUUGUGGAAUCCAACUGAGGAAAUGCUAGACAUUUUAAAAGAAGGUUCUGUCAUCCAGCUUACGCGGCUCCAGGUUUCAACCACACGACCAACCGACCCGUUCGCCUCCCUGGCUUCUUGCACUACCAAUGUUGGUCAGGUGCUGAGCCUGUCUGGUGGUCGAGCGACCACAAUUCGCCCCUUAAAGGCGGCUGAUGUUAUUAAGUUUUUCAAGCGUGGUCAGCCGACUACUUCCACAUCUGUCCAGGACCUCAUCGACAUGGUCUACCGGCCACGGUCUUUCUUAUCAGUCGGCUCCUUAAAAAAUAUUGAGGCAACUUCUUUUGAUCGUCCGAGAGUGGUCGAUUUCACGGCUCUCGUGAUAGGCACGAAGAAUAUUUCAGCGUCAAAUAGCUCGAGACUACACCAUACUGGUGAGAAAUCAGAGCUCAGUGUGGUCUACCUCGCUUCUCUACGGAGUGAGGACGGUGAAGAGGACUUCAGCACUCUAGCUGUUCUACGCAUCUGGGGCGGCCUCGAGCGUUAUAGCCUCGCUUCUGUGUUGGCUGCAAGGAGCCGUGUGCGCUUUACGGAUGUGCAGAUGCGUGAUCAUGGAAAACUGUCGGUGCACUCCGAUUUUCCACCUGGGGGCAAUCCCGAGGUGUACUACAUUCUUUUAAACUACUCGGCAGCGAGCUACGUAACUUCUGAAAAGUUACCACGAGAUCCCACGAUCAGGCGGUUCCAAACGCCCUGGAAGGAGACUCCGCAAUUCUACUCCUAUAUGGAGACUUGCAUGGAGUCUCACUUCAAAAAAUUCUUCUCGGAUAAAUCCAGCUCUCCCUUGGCCAUCCCGAAUUCCCUCACUUCUACUCAUUGCUCGUCUCCCUCGACAUCUAUGCUGCAACAGACCCCCAAACCGGAGCCCAUUUCUGUAUCAACUCCGUGUUCUCUACCGAAUCGUCUUAAGGGAGGGUGUAGUCAUUUCUCAUCACCUACAAAACUUGAAACUGCAAAUAAAAUCGCGGAAUCACCUUCAAUGUUCCCUGCCUUGAAAACUCGUACCCGCACUGGACUUUGCCGACCCAGAAGGGCCCUCCCUAUAGCCACCAUGACGCCCACUCCCACCAGCUUCAUCGGGUGCAACGUGUCGCCAUCGCUUGGUUGCUUUCAGCUUACGUCAUCACACUCUGACUCGUUGAUUUCAGUUGAGGUUAAAGUGUGUGAUUUGAAUAAGUCCCCAUCUUUCCAGUUCCACCCCGAAUCUUCAUCCACCUCUCAGUCGGACGCCCUUAACCCGCCGGCAUCGGUGUCACGGACUAAUGCAGGCUCUGCAGCGCACUUGGCCAUGACGAGUGAGGACCUAGCAUCAUUGGAUGUAAGCAUAGCUGAUUUGGUAAAGACACGAAAACGUGGACGGAACAGCAGUUCUCAAAACGCUGCGGCUGCGCCCAAAAAACGACCACUUAAUCUGAAGAGCACUCCAUAG